AUGCACGAUAGACAAAAUCGCAAUAAUCCAGAUUAUAUUAGGAAUCAAAAUAUUUAGGAGCAGAAUCGAAAUUAAUUGUUGCAAUAAAAAAGAAACAAUAAUGUUGACGAAGUAUUUCUGGAUGUUGACAUGGAAGUAUUCGAAAGAAUUAAUUAAAAUUUACAAUAAUAAAAUAACGACGACGUGCCUGAAAGCUUAGAUGCUUCUGAAUUGCAUACUAUAUAAUGUCCUAUGUGCAAUGAUGAACUCAUACAAGAGUUUGCUGAUGAGCAUUUAUGCCCGGGUGAACAACAAAAUCAAAGUAGAAGCAAUAGAUCUUAAUAGGUGAUAUCCUAUAAUUGUCCGUAAUGUGGAAUGGUUUGUGAAAAUUAAGUAGAUCUUGAUGAUCAUCUCCAAGCUCAUUUUUUGGCAGAAUAGGAAGAUUCCGAAAGCAGCAAUAAUGGAAGUGCUAACAUUUAACCUGCUUAACCAAUAUAGCAGUCUAGAUUCUAUGACAGAAUAGUUAGAGCUAACUUACACAAUCAGAAUCAAAAUAACCGUAGUAAUAAUAGACCAGAAGAGAGGAAGCUUAGAGAAGGGAGUGUGAGACAAUAAGAUCUAUAAUAGUUACACAGAGAACGAAGUUAAAGGAACCAAUCACAGAAUCAAUAGAGACUGUAGCAAAUGUAAUAAUAAAUGAAUCAGAGUUAGCAUCCCAAUAAUUUUCAUCAAAAUCAAUAGCCUCAAAUCAUUCCAAUGAUGAAUCCAAAUAAUCCUCUAAAUCUUAGCAUGAUGAGAAUAAAUCUUAAUGGUCAAUAAAUUCCGGCUUAAUUAUUUUUCAAUAUGCCUUAGGGAAGGCAAGUCUAGGAAAUGAUUAUAAAUGGAGGGCCAAGAUUCAGAAAUAGAUUUAAUCAAAUGAACCAUUAGAAUCUGGAUUUUGAAAAUAUGAAUGAAUAGCAAUUAUUCGAAUAUUUUUCUCAACUAGAUUCUAAAUUGAAUGACAGACCUCUUGAUGAUGAUAUAAUUGACUAGCUUCCAUAAUAGUAAUUUCACAAAAGAAACAAUAGUAAUAAUGGCAAUAAAAACAAUAAAGCAGAUAGCGAUGAGAAUAAAUGCACAGUUUGCAUGAUGGAAUUCGAAGAAGGUGACGAACUGAUUACACUGACUUGCUUCCACAAGUAUCAUAAUGGUUGCAUUAAGGAAUGGUUUCACAGACAAAAUUUCUGUCCCAUUUGCAGAACUAAGAUUGAUUUAUAGUGA
This is a messenger RNA of Stylonychia lemnae, 1239 nucleotides long. The record is from the annotation of a GenBank genome assembly. NCBI's taxonomy places the organism in Eukaryota, Ciliophora, Spirotrichea, Sporadotrichida, Oxytrichidae.